AUGGGUAGAAACGCCAAGACUUUGCUCUUCGCCGUCCUGGCCAUCUUCACAACCUCCUUUGUCGCGCUCACGGUGUAUGACCCACGGCUCGUCAAAUUCCAUGUAGUCGAUCGUUUCAAAGAUCUUACAUACUCCGCGCCGAAGCCGAAUCAUGUCGAUAACACUGUUGUCGAUGCUAUUUUACACGAUACCCAAAUCGAGCCUUCGGGGAACGACACGGUGACCCCGUUCUCACCUCACGAUGAGCGUAAUUUCAUCAUGACCGAGCAGCAAUGCGAGGCUUCAUUCCCGGGGCUAUAUGUUGAAAUUGAGCGUGCAGUGGAGGAUCGCAGGCCGAGGCCCAUCACGCUGGAUGAGCUGGAAUCGGUCACGCACUCGGCAUUUGGAUAUUUCAGGGGGAUUAUUUACAACCAGGAAUUGUAUGUGAUCAAAAUGCUGGACCCGAACUUCUCCCGUGGAUUUGCAACUCUCAUGGCCAUGCACCGUGCCAUCGUGACGUCUCCGGAACCCCUUCCGAAUAUCGAGUUCACAUUGAAUACCGCCGACUAUAUCGACUUCGAACAAUCGGCUGCCACGUGGACUUACGCGCGUCGUUCGAACGAGACUGUUAACUGGCUUAUGCCGGACUUUGGAUACUGGUCCUGGCCGGAACCCAAAGUCGGUUCUUAUAAUGAAGUUCGACUUAAAGCCCGUCUUGCUGACGAAGCUAUUCCCUGGGAGAAGAAGAUUCCAAAGAUUGUUUGGAGAGGCGCCACGCUUAAGCUCCCCGUUCGUCUAGCUCUUCUGAACCAGACUAAAGGUGCAGCGUGGGCUGAUGUUAAAGCCCUCGAUUGGCAGAGUGCCGAAAGUAAGGAGAAGAACUUGCUGAGUAUGUCGGAUCACUGUCAUUACCGUUUUGUAGCCCACACGGAAGGCCAUUCAUACUCCGGACGGUUAAAAUACCUACAACAAUGUCGAUCUGUCGUUGUAGCGCACAAACUGGAUUGGAUACAACACUAUCACUCCCUGCUGAUACCGGACGGCCCGAAUCAGAAUUAUGUGGAAUGUAAUAGAGACUUUUCGAACCUUGAAGCUGUGAUGGAGGAAUUAAGAUGGGAUGAAGAGAAGGCCAAAAGAAUUGCGGAUAACUCCGUGAAAACGUUUAGAGAGCGGUAUUUGACACCCGCUGCUGAAGCUUGUUAUUGGAGGAAGUUUAUAAAGGGGUGGAGGAGCGUGAGUUUUGAGCCGAAGUUGUUGGAUGAGAAAGGUAAUAUUCGGGGUGUUCCGAUUGAGUCGUUCAUACUGGAGAGAAGAACAGAGUGGGAUCCGUAUUGA
This is a messenger RNA of Orbilia oligospora ATCC 24927, 1314 nucleotides long. RefSeq lists its product as uncharacterized. The record is from RefSeq and is a predicted model, not a curated record. The transcript has a single exon. Lineage: Eukaryota; Fungi; Ascomycota; Orbiliomycetes; Orbiliales; Orbiliaceae. The coding region runs from base 1 to 1314 and encodes 437 amino acids.